This is a messenger RNA of Tigriopus californicus, 3949 nucleotides long. RefSeq lists its product as uncharacterized. Gene Ontology annotation, molecular function: protein binding. The transcript is spliced from 13 exons. Bases 152 to 3694 code for a protein of 1180 amino acids. Lineage: Eukaryota; Metazoa; Arthropoda; Copepoda; Harpacticoida; Harpacticidae. The record is from RefSeq and is a predicted model, not a curated record.
UGUGCGUCGAGGGCAUAGCUCCAGUCAACGGAGCCAUCAUUCCAAAACACGAUUGAACCUGAGGACUAACGGAUCAAAAGUGAAAUUAACAUGCAACCUGAAACCUGAUGGUCCCUAUUCCAAACAAGGGGCCACAAUAAGCGAUGUUCUCAUGGAAAUCAUAGACGAUUCAACAGUUGACAAAUCCAUGUUACAAAGGAUGGAGAGAAGAGACCUCGGUUGUAUACGAGUUUACACCUGCUCGUCCGGUGUAUUCAGGGUUCGCUGUCAAAUUAAUAUCAAAGGCGCAAACAAAGCCCUGUGCCAGCGUCAUAUCAACGUUGGAAGCGCGCCUCAGGAUCCGUUCGAUUUCCAAUGUAUUUCUGAAAACUGGCAAUCUCUGAACUGUACGUGGAAAACCUUGCCCAAUGCGAUUUCCACCAACCAUACGAUUUAUUAUUCAGAGGACGGUAGAUUCAACGAACCUGGCUGCUGCCACCGCUUGGAUAAUCAGUGCUUUGGACAGAGCGAAAACGAGACGGCCUUUGAAACCUCUCACAGCUACUACAACGAGGCUAUCCACAGUAGCAACCAAAUGGAAAGAAUUGUCCGGAUCGAGAUUUGCCAACAAAAUGGCUUGUCAGAUGGCUUGCCAAAGUCGUCGAAUUACACCUUCCCCAUAUACUCGAUAGUGCGACCAGAUCCCCCAGAAGCCCUCCGAAUACUUGAUGCCGAUUCGAGGUCCUUGACAAUCACUUACAAUGUUCCACACGAGCUGGAAUAUUUUCCGCCUGGUUUGAAAUCGAGAGUGUUUUGGUGGUCCGAAUUGGAUUCAACCAAAAGACAAUUCAAUACCAGUGAUUUUGAGGUGAACGAUUCCAACUUCACGUUCACUUUAGAAAAUCUCUACCCCUCAAUUUUCUACAAAAUCUCUGUGGAACUACUUUCUUCUGUUGCUGAUCCUGAAGAUGAACGCCUUUGGUCUGAAAAGAAUGAAAUUGGCGCCCGCACUCUAUCAGAGCGACCUGAAAUUGCUCCUAACACAACUCAGGGGAGCUUUGAAAGCCUGGUUCAUUUGGAUGACCGGCAAGUGUGGAUUUAUUGGAGUUACCCGAAGCGGGAGCUUCACAAUGGAUUGGAUUUUCGUCCUCGCAUAACAGAGGUCUUGGAAGAAAACAAACCAAUAGCCUUAACGCCAAGUGAUGUGACAAAAUCCUUUGCCAACUUUCAACUGACUUUGAAGAAGUACUCCAUCUUCGUGACGUCUGAGAAUGAAAAUGGAACUGCGCCAGAGAGCUCGAAAUUCACCAUUCCCAAUCAUUCUGAGAUAAAAGGACUUCGACCCAAGUCUGUGACAAAAAUUGCUUACGAUAACGAAAACAAACUCUUUGAAAUAUCAUGGCUGCCUCCAGAAAACAAGAAUCUCGUCAGGAACUACACCAUUUUCUACUGUAAACCCGAGAGCGGUCGUGACCGCCCUUAUCAAUGUGAUGGACCUUUGGAUUGGAUUAUUGUCAAUAGUUCCACCCUGAUGGCAAACAUCACUUUGAAUUCCCCGGAUUUGCACCAGUUUGCUGUGGCCGCCAAUGCAGAUCAUGGAAUUUCGUCGGGGAUGAUCUGGGCCACGUGCACCAUUUUGUCAAACAAAGUAGUGAGUAAGCUGAAGAAUGUCAAGGUGUCGCAUGUGAGACAAACCAACGUAGAAGUGGAAUGGAUGGUGGAUUGCUCAGAUCGUCAUGUGAGGGCCUACAAAGUCUCCUAUUGUGUGAUGGGAUCGCUCAAUGCCAAUGAGGCGUGUUUGGAAGAGGAGCAGUUUGUGAACACUACGGCCACGAGCAAAAACGCCCUGUUAACUGGGUUAAAGCCGUACACCUACUACAAGUUGGGAGUAUCGGCCAUAACUAGAGCGGGAGAGUCGGAAAUGUCUGAUCCAGAAGUUGUCCAAACCAAGCCAGACAAGCCACAGGGAAAUAUUGCUAUCACAACGGUGGUUCAAAAUGACAACACCAUUUCACUUACCUGUGGGAAGCCCGAGUUUCCUAACGGCGAAAUCAAUAGAUAUCGAGUUCAAUAUGGAUUCGUGAACUUGCAAGGUUACGAAGAGGUCAUCCCUAUCUUGGAUUCACUUCUGUCAUGCCAGGAUGCCGUGCUAAAUGAUCUUAUGUACAACGUGGAAUACUUCAUUCAAGUCAGUGCCUGUAACUCUUUAGAGGGGGUGCGGCUCUGUGGCGACUGGACCCGGACCCAAGUGACCACUAUGGUUGGACCUUCAUCCCAAAUGCCUGCCCCGGAGGUAAAAAUCUUGACUCAGGAGGCAAUGGAAGUUUCUUGGAAUAGGAACAAGUUCUACCCAGGUAGUGAUUGGCUGAGUUACAAAAUUCGAAUUACCAACACAAUUCUCAACAAGUCGCACGAGCAUUUUGUGGAAAAAUCAAAGAAACAAGAGGAUAAAUUCAAGCUUUCACUGCCCAGGGAUUUGCUCCCAGAUUGUGACAAGGAUAGUGACACUAGUGUCACGACAUAUAAUGUGUCCAUUUUGGCCAUAUCAAUCGACCCUGACACGAACAGAACCUUUGAUGGAGUGUGGAGUCCUGUGGAAACCGUCUCUACCAAUUGCUUCUUUGACAUUCCUAAAUGGAUGAUCAUCGUGUCAGGAUCGGUCGUGGUAUUGAUUGUGUUUGUCUUUUUGUCCUACAAAUUUUGUUAUGGUCGGACAACGUGGAACACCAGAUUCUUUGAAUCCGUCAAAGACGCUCCCGUUCCCGGGGAUAACGCAGGGGAUGGCACCUGCGUGAUCAGUUCAGCUUUGGCACCAAGACCAGAUCAGCAGAAGAAAUAUCAACGCACGGGAUCAAAGGAAUCGGCUCAAACCUUGUUGACUCAUCCAAAGCGAAACUUGAGCGGGGACAGUGCGAGCACGUCUGGAUGUGAGAGUGCCAGAUCAUCGGAAAUGGAUGAAAUCGAGAAAACGGGUGCUGGUGACACGGCAAGCAUUGAAACAGCGGAGGAAGACAAUGCUGUGAUCCGUCCAAAUUUCCCACUUGAUAACGACAUGGCUAAUUAUCAGCCCCAAGUAGGAUGGCCUGGGCAAGAGGACGUUCCUAGUGGAUUGGGCUAUAGUAAAGUUGGCGAAGAGUCCAACCAUCAUCCACUUCAUGUAGUUUCAUCUCCGCCUCCGCCCCCAGGGGGAAGCUACGUCGCCAUACAAGAUCUGAAGGCCCCGAAGCCUAACCCCGGGUAUAUAGCAUUUAACCAGGUGGCCAAGAGUCAGCGGAGGCCAUCGCGUGAGCCUCUGAACUUGAACUCCGAGGACAUAGAAGCACCCAUGGCUUACUCGAAAGUGGGAGUCGAUCCCAGAGCUAAGCUGAGCCCCAUAGCGCCCUCCUCAGGGUACAUUCCGCACCCGGUGGUGACCAAACCCAAGAGGCUGGUCACUUUGCCCUUGUCAGAAAUCCCACAAAAAAGUGACACGUUCAAAACUACUCCAUACGUCACUUACGGAGGACCAAUGGUCGAAUCACCAACCACGAAUCCUCCAAGCCAAUCUGGCCCAUAUUUUCAAAUGAGCUCAACCAAACCGCAAGGUCAGCAGCACGAGCUCAAAGUCAAUCAGCCCGACAUCACAAUGUCUCCCAAGAACCUGAAAGUCUCAUCCAUGGCUCCAUUCAACACGGCGGUGACUGCCCUGGACUCGAGUAAGUCCAGCAUGGUUUAAACCCUCCGAACCAUGUGGGACAAUGGAGUUCAACAAUGUGAUAUUCGUCGGCUUUGAAGGCUUGAAAUUUUGAAUGGUCAUCGCAAGGUCAAUCAUCCUUCGCCAUAUAUUCAAAUGAAUGUUCUCCUCGACUAGCAAGUGAUGAUUGUUACAUGUUCCUCGGAUCCAAUGUAAUGAAUCCGAAUUUAUAUUGUGAAAUUCACACACUCACGUUGAUACAAAACGAUUCGAUUUAACUUCUCUUGCCGAAAAGAG